Molecule: messenger RNA, 1144 nt
Organism: Plutella xylostella (diamondback moth)
Lineage: Eukaryota; Metazoa; Arthropoda; Insecta; Lepidoptera; Plutellidae
Gene: SkpA
Product: S-phase kinase associated protein 1 SKP1-related A
Biological process (GO): ubiquitin-dependent protein catabolic process
Source: RefSeq, a predicted model, not a curated record
UAAUUUAAUCUGUUAAUUAUUUGCGUGCAAGCGGGCAGAGUGAAUUUUGUCGAACGAAUCCUGUAAAAAGUGCUUUUGCUUGGUUAUUCUAAAAAUAGCUCUGAGAUUAUCACGAUUGUUGAUACAUUCGAAUUCAUAAAGUUUAAUAACCAAACAUUUCAAAAUGCCAAACAUAAAGUUGCAGUCAUCAGACAAUGAGAUCUUCGACGUCGAUGUGGAAAUCGCAAAAUGCUCAGUCACUAUAAAAACUAUGUUGGAAGACUUGGGUAUGGAUGAGGACGAAGAAGAGGUGGUUCCACUGCCUAAUGUCAACUCUGCUAUAUUGAAAAAAGUUAUCCAGUGGGCUACAUACCACAAAGAUGAUCCUCCACUACCGGAGGAUGACGAGAACAAGGAGAAGAGGACAGAUGACAUCUCCUCAUGGGAUGCUGAUUUUCUGAAAGUGGAUCAAGGCACUCUGUUUGAGCUCAUUCUAGCAGCUAACUACUUAGACAUAAAAGGGUUAUUGGAUGUCACAUGCAAGACUGUCGCUAACAUGAUCAAGGGCAAGACACCUGAGGAAAUUCGUAAGACCUUCAACAUCAAAAAUGAUUUCACAGCUGCUGAGGAGGACCAGGUUCGCAAAGAGAAUGAAUGGUGUGAGGAAAAGUAAUUUUUUUACUGCCCUAUUGCUAUUUAAUUUUCAAACUUAGAUUUUGCCAACCAGCUUGACUCUCAUAAUUAUUAUGUAUAUCUGGUUCAUACCAAGUCAGGCUUUUAAUUUUUGUUGUGCAAACAGUCCUUUUUAAUAAUAUAAAUUACACUGAUCUGUUUUCUUUAAGUAAUGAGAGUCAAGCAAUUGUAUUCUAGUUAAUAAGUACUAACUUAUUAGUCUACACUACUUAUUGUGAAGCUUAUUUUAGAUGGUGCAUAAAUAAUGCGACAUAAUGAAUAUUUUUGCUCACAUCUGUAAUUACUUUUGACUUUAUUGUAAACUGAAUGUCUUAAUAAGCACUAUUUAGGGCAUAAUGAUUGGAUAAGGUUUUUUUGAAAGGACUGCUAAGGAUUGUUAAUUACUAAAUUACAUUGAAACCAUGUAAUAAAUAAACACUGAAGGUUGAGGCGGUAUUCUGUAAAUACAUAAUAAAUAAUCUUUCAUUUUAAA